Messenger RNA from Candoia aspera, 3952 nucleotides. RefSeq names its product anoctamin-7-like. Gene Ontology annotation, cellular component: plasma membrane. Lineage: Eukaryota; Metazoa; Chordata; Lepidosauria; Squamata; Candoiidae. The coding region runs from base 178 to 2853 and encodes 891 amino acids. The record is from RefSeq and is a predicted model, not a curated record. The transcript is spliced from 23 exons. Gene Ontology annotation, molecular function: protein dimerization activity; chloride channel activity. Gene Ontology annotation, biological process: chloride transmembrane transport.
AUGGAUGGGUGGGUGGCAGGUUGCAGGACCAGGGACAAGCGGAGGGCAGGGAGGGGGCCUCUCUGACUCCGGCCCCUUCCCUGAACGGCUCCUUUUCCGGCAGGCCCCCUCCUAGCACCCCCAGGAGCUGGUUCAAAGGAAGCAGGAUCCUGAAUUUACCUUCUGCUGCCAAAUACCAUGAUCCGCAAGAAAGCCCCUGGUUUGGGUCCUCCGGAUGCCAGUCUGCUGCUCAGCGUCGGAAAGGGCUCCGUGGGCCAGUUCAACGAUGCAGGUGUCGUUCAAAAUGGGGCCUCCGCCGGUAGCUUCGAUGCAGAAGAGGAUGAUACAAUCUGCGUUUAUGGCAGAGACGGUUAUGGUUCUUCAAACAGCCCCAGAGGAAACUACUUCAGAGAUGGGAAGACAAAGAUUGACUUUGUGCUGGUCUGGGAGGAGAAGGUCCGGCCCGCCAAGAAGAGGCGAAGCAAACGGCCGCACCAUCGAGGGGAUGUGGCAGCAGGCAGCACCAGGGGUGGCUGGGAGCAGAGCAACGGGCGGCGCGAGAGGUGGAAGCGGAAAUUCCUAAAAAAUCUGCGGAAUGCGGGUCUCUUGAUGGAGAAGGAGGAGACCCCGAGUGAACACAAGAGCAUCCACUACCUGAAGCUGAGUGCCCCGUGGGAGGUGCUGGUGUAUUAUGCCGAGGAGCUGUGCAUGCGUGCGCCUCUCCAGGCUCACCCCAACCCAGACAGAAACAGUUCAGAUGAUCUGCUUCGGAAGCUGCACAUCCCCAAUCUAAUGGAUCAGAGCGUGCCUAAUAAGCCCGUGGACUACUACACCUGUGCCUUCCGCAAGUCCAAGCUCGACAGGUUCCUGGGCAGUGAUUUGCAUGACUCGUACUUCACCAAUACACAAAGGCAUCGCAUUGUGUAUGAAAUCCUGGCACGGACUAUUUAUGGGAAACGGAAGCAUGCUGAAAUAGGCAUUGACCGGCUGUUGAAUGAAGGAGUAUAUUCUGCAGCUUUCCCACUGCACGAGGGCCCCUAUGAGCUACCUGAGUACGAGGUGCUGAGUGAAGAGCUGAACCCCCGGCAGAUCCUGUACCGUUUUUGGGCCCAGUGGAGCUGCUGGUACAAGUAUCAGCCCCUCGACCACAUCCGGGAAUACUUUGGAGAGAAGGUGGCCAUCUACUUCUCCUGGCUGGGCUUCUACACAGCCUGGCUGAUCCCAGCCGCAGCUGUUGGGAGUUUCGUGUUCCUGGCAGGCCUCUUCACCCUCGAGACGAACAUGCCGGCGCAAGAGAUCUGCAACAGCGGGGGGCAAUUCCUCAUGUGCCCCCUUUGUGACACUUGCGGCAACUGGAACAUCUCUGAGAUCUGUCCCAUGGCAAAGGUAGGGUACCUCUUUGACCAUCCUGGGACGGUGUUCUUCAGCAUCUUCAUGUCCUUCUGGGCGGUCACCUUCUUGGAGUACUGGAAACGGAAGAACGCCACUCUGGCCCACCACUGGGACUGCAUGGGCUUCCAGGAGGAGGAGGAACGUCCUCGCCCAGAGUUUGCUGCCAUGGCCCCUUGCCUGGAAGAGAACCCCAUCACAGGGGUGAAGGAGCCCCAUUUCCCUGAGCGCGACCGGCUGUCACGAAUUCUGACUGGAUCCAUGGCCAUUGUCGUCAUGCUCUGCGUUGUGAUGAUCUUCCUGGUGUCAGUGAUCAUGUACCGUGGGAUUGUCAGCACCGCGAUGUACCACACCGGGAACAGAGUCUUGAUGACCCAGGCAGGUAACAUUGCAAAUAUCAGCAGUUCCAUGGUGAACUUGGUUCUCAUCCUUCUCAUGAGCCAAGUAUAUACCUCCUUGGCCGAGAAACUUACCAGAUGGGAAAUGCACCGGACUCAAACGCAGCACGAGGAUGCCUUCACCUUCAAAGUUUUCAUUUUCCAGUUUGUGAACUUCUAUUCAUCUCCCUUCUAUGUGGCCUUCUUCAAAGGCAGGUUCGUGGGCUACCCUGGCCAAUACGGAAAGCUCCUGGGCAUGAGGAACGAAGACUGCGGUCCCGGUGGGUGUCUAAUCGAAUUGGCCCAGCAGCUGUUCAUCAUCAUGGUUGGGAAGCAGAUUGUCAGCAACGUCCAGGAGUUUUUCGUCCCGAAGCUGAAGGCCUGGCACCAGAAAAGGAAGCUGGCCCAGGUACGAGGUGCCCAGAUCUGCCAAGAGUCCAAACGGUGGGAGGAAGACUAUGAACUGAUUGAAUGCGAAGGCCUCUUUGAGGAGUACCUGGAGAUGGUGCUCCAGUUUGGUUUCAUCACCGUUUUUGUGGCUGCUUUUCCGCUGGCCCCCCUCUUCGCCCUGCUCAAUAAUUGGGUGGAGAUCCGCCUGGACGCCCAGAAGUUUGUCUGUGAGUACCGCCGACCAGUGGCCGAGCGUGCCCAGGACAUCAGCGUCUGGUUCUUCAUCCUUGGGGUCUUGGCACAGAUAUCCGUGAUUGUCAAUGCCUUUCUCAUUGCCUUCACAUCCGACUUCCUGCCACGCCUCCUGUACCAGUAUGAACAUGACAGCCUCCUCCGUGGCUACGUGAACUUCACCCUGGCUCACGCCCCACCGAGUUACGUGCACAGCAACCAUACCACCUGCAGGUACAAAGCCUUCCGAGAUGCUCAGGGGAGCCACACCCUCUUUUAUUGGAAACUCCUGGCCGUCCGUCUGGGCUUCGUCAUCGCCUUUGAGCACAUGCUCUUCUUCUGCUUGCGCCUCAUUGGCUGGCUGGUCCCAGACGUCCCUGGGUCCCUGGAAGUAAAGAUCAAGCGGGAACGUUACCUGGCCAAGCAGGCCCUGGCUGACAACCAGGAUGUGCUGCUGACGCAAGCAGCCUUUUAUCCAGCAGUAUGAUUUAGCACUACCUGUGAGUCAAAAGCAUGGGCACCAGUGCAUCCCCCUCAAUCUUUGAUCACACGAAGCAGCCCCUCCUGACAGCAUAAACAAGGCCAGCGGAGACCGGAGGAAGCCCCCGUCUAGACACUCUUCCGAAGACCCAGAAGAUGGACCUCCAGUGCCGAGUUGGGAGGUCACAAGUGACUCAGCUCCUGUGCUAUCUUGGGACGCUCACUUCUUGCCUUGUCCGCCUUCUCUCUCUCGCCAUCUACAGAAGCACCACCUAUCUUUCCAAGCCUUUUUCCCCACUGGACUUUUUGUUUUCUCAGCGGGGGCACAGCUUCCCCGCCAAGGCCCUGCGACCGAGGCAAAGGCCUUCGGGUUCCUUGCCCUGGGAGAGCGGCUCUGCUGGCAAACCCGGCCCCGUUUCCCCUGAGAUUCCCAGGAGGCUCUGCUUCCGUUGGCAGCGGCUCCUUCCAGGCCACGCAGGUUUUAACCAGAGUCUACAUCUAACACCUUCCCGUUGGUAUCUAAGAUAGCUUGGAGGGCGGGCACACAUUCAAAGAGCAAGUAUCCCAAACUGGAACUUCAGUCAAGCCAGCAGAAAUCUUUGUGGCAGACAGUGGGUAAAGAAUUGUGGGUGCCAUGGGGAAAUCCUGCCUUCAGGAGGUUGGCCGGAUUCUCUGUGAUUGCCUGCAGCAACUGUUCGAUUAACCCUCCAUUGCCUGCAUUGGCGGAUGCCACCCACUUAAGGGUUACAAAUAAGUAGUGUCGUGGGCAGCCUUUACAAGUUUGCGUUCCAUACUAUUACCGCAUGGCAGGAUUCAAAUCUGAAAAUCCCACCCACGUGCAUGCCAUCUCCAAAAGACGCUAGGAGCCUUAGGCAAUCAACAGCCAUGGGAAGAAGGCUGUGGGUUGUGGGAGAUGUGGUGCUUCCUUCCUUUCCCUUGUUUCACAGCUGCUGCCGAUGGUUUGGGGAAUGAAAUCCAACCCGCUCAGCAGUAUCACAGGUCACUGCAAUUCCCAUUCUAUGCCUUUCUGAAAUGUCUGUUCUUCCGAGUUGCAACUGUACAGCUUGUAUCAUCAGGGGAUUUAAUAAAACCUGGAAUGACCUGGA